Messenger RNA from Oldenlandia corymbosa var. corymbosa, 315 nucleotides. The record is from the annotation of a GenBank genome assembly. NCBI's taxonomy places the organism in Eukaryota, Viridiplantae, Streptophyta, Magnoliopsida, Gentianales, Rubiaceae.
AAUGCGAAAUUGAGAACACGAAUCGAUGCUGUGGACGACAAGAUCGACGCUAUCAAUAGUGGUACUGAUGCCAAGCUAGAUGCCAGAUUCAAUGCAUUCGCUGCAAAGUACUUCGCCACAUAUGAAACCGCCAAUUCCAAGAAUCCACCACCAAUUGAUUCAUCAAACGAUUCAAACCCUGAGAGAGGGCUUCUUGGUACUACACCCCCGACGUUAAUGGAUCCGUCGGGAAGUCAACACCGUGAUCGGGCACCAGAAAUCAUUAUCGUGGAUAAACCACCUGUGCUACAAGAAGCUAACAAGGAAAGACGAUGA